Gaeumannomyces tritici R3-111a-1 is the source of this 1239-nucleotide messenger RNA. RefSeq names its product clock-controlled pheromone ccg-4. The coding region runs from base 1 to 1239 and encodes 412 amino acids. Lineage: Eukaryota; Fungi; Ascomycota; Sordariomycetes; Magnaporthales; Magnaporthaceae. The transcript has a single exon. The record is from RefSeq and is a predicted model, not a curated record.
AUGAAGAUCACCAUCACCAUCACCGCCCUCCUGGGCGCCAUGGGCGUCAGCGCCGCGGCCGUCGCCGCGGCUGACCACCAGGAGAUGAAGCGCUUCUGCGGCGCCGAGGGCCAGGGCUGCUGGCAGGUCAAGCGGGCGGCGGCGGACCUCGCCGCCGUCCUCACGGCCCGCGACACCUCGGCCCUCGACACCUCCGACAUCGUCGCCCGCCACAUCUCGCACCAGCCGGGCGGCGCCGCCUACAUGGCCAAGCGGGCCGUCGAGGCGCUCGCGGUGCGCGUGGCGUCGACGCAGGACGACCCCGAGGCCUUCUUCAACGCGCUCGAGCUCGACGACGCCUUCUUCCCGGACUCGCCCGCCCACCCGGACGACGACGCCGACGACGCCGGCACCGACGAGCUCACCAAGCGCCAGAACGGCUGCCGGUACCGCGGCCAGAGCUGCUGGAAGCGCGACGAGUCCUCGGGCCAGCUCGUCCAGGUCCGCGACGGCCUGGCCGCCCACGAGGUCGCCGAGCUCGCCCGCCGCGCCGACAUGGCCAAGCGCCAGAACGGCUGCCAGUACCGCGGCCAGAGCUGCUGGAAGCGCGACGAGUCGUCGGGCCAGCCCGUCGAGGUCCGCGACGUCCACCCCUUCCCCGAGGACCUGGUCGUCAAGCGCCAGAACGGGUGCACGUACCGCGGCCAGCCCUGCUGGAAGAAGACCAAGCGCGACCUGACGACAACCGAGAUCGACCUCGAGAAGCGCCAGAAUGGCUGCCGCCACCGCGGCCAGUCCUGCUGGAAGCGCGACACGGACGUGCUCGAGGCCCGCCAGAACGGCUGCCGGUUCCGCGGCCAGUCGUGCUGGAAGCGCGACGUCCUGGUACAGGACCACGCCAGCGACAAGCGCUGGUGCCACGAGGCCGGUAACGCCUGCGCCGUGGCCAAGCGCGCUGCCUCGGCCGUCCUCGAGGCGGCGGCUGCUGACCUCGAGAAGCGCCAGAACGGCUGCCGCAACCGCGGCCAGAGCUGCUGGAAGCGCGACGAGGCCGGCCUGCUCGAGGUCCGGCAGAACGGCUGCCAGUACCGCGGCCAGAGCUGCUGGAAGCGCGACCUCGAGUCCGGCAAGGAGGUGCUGGCCCGCGACGUCAGCAUCGCCGCCCGCUGCAACGGCCCCGCCGGCGAGUGCACAAAGGCCGCUCGCGACCUCGAGGCCGUCGAGAUCGCUGCCCGGGAGGUCCUCGCCUCGCUCGAGUAG